CCAUGACUCUCUCUCUCUCUAAUUAUAUAUAUACAUGUGUAGAAGAAGUAAUAGUAGUAGUAGUUUCUUCUUCUCAUGGAGUCUCCACCUUUCAUAUUUCAUCUGCUCAUUUUUUUUUUUUUUGUUUUGGUUCUGUUACCUUCUGAUCCUUUUUGUCUUUCCUCUUUAUAACAUAACUUUUUCCUUUUCCAUCAUACACAUAUAUGGUCUAUGAUAAGUGUGGUUUGGUUUUAUUUGUUAAUUUUUGAAUGCAUGUGGAGUUUGGGAUCAUGGUGGUGUUAUUGGUGUAGAUGGUGAAGGAGAUUUGGGUAAAAUUGUUACUUUUAUCGGGUUCAGGACUUAUUUAUUUAUUCUUGGUUCUUGAUAGAGACUCUCUCUGUCUACACACACACAUAUCAGACUAAUCUCAAAGUGAUCCAAAAAGAACUAUUUUUCGUAAAGGAUCUUCAGGAUUUCCUGUCACAGUUCAGAAUUCUUUGGUUAACCAAAUGCCUAUUCAAGUUCAUAACUUACCCAAUAAAAGUUUUGGUCGAAGUCCCAUCCAUGCAAUGUCGUAUUUUUCUCUUAAUUGUCCAUCAUGGAGGAAUUCACAUGAACACCAACUUCACGAGUCUUUAUCCAAGAAUUCAAGUUUGGAAGUGGAAUCUCCACCCCGACACCGUAAAGAGGCAAAGCGUUUAGGUUUCCAACUGCAAAACCAGAACUCAUCCUCAUCUCAGUCAACUGAUCAAUCUCACCAGGAAGUGACUGUUAUUGGAGGGACUAAUUCUCAAGCUCAAUGCAUUUCAUCAGAAUCUGAUCAAGACAAAAGUCAUGGGAAACGUAUAGAAGACCAAAUGAAGCCAGUUUUCUUAAUGGCCAAUCCGGAUUUAGUCAUCAAUCCUUCACAAGUUGAUAUUAGGCACACAAUGUCUUGCAUUCCCCAUAAUUAUGCUGAUCCGUGCUUCACUGGGUUAUAUACUGCCUAUGGACCGCAGGCCAUCAUUCAGCCCCAAAUGGUGGGAAUAGCACCUGCACGGGUCCCACUGCCUCCUGAACUUUCAGAAGAUGGCCCCAUUUAUGUCAAUGCAAAACAGUAUCAUGGAAUUCUCAGAAGGAGACAGACACGGGCAAGGCUCGAGGCUCAAAAUAAGCUUGUCAAAAAUCGAAAGCCAUAUCUUCACGAGUCUCGGCAUCUCCAUGCAUUGAAUAGGGUAAGAGGUUCUGGUGGACGCUUUCUCAGCACCAAAAAGCUUCAACAAUCUGAGCAGAGCCCCACUACCAACUCCCAUUAUCCUUCGGGCUCUCGUCACUUUUGUCAAAAGGGAUAUAUGUCACAGUUUGAUAACCAUCAGUCUGAAAGCAGCACGAGUGUCACCAACACUGAUGUCCAUUUACAGCAGCAGGAUCACAGAUUCUCAGUCAUCUCUCCACACAUGGGCGUCACUGUUGCAGGCAACGGGAGCCUUAUGUGCAAUGGCACUUGGCCCCGAGCUCCAGUUGUCCGGUGAGGUGGGAGCAAAUGCUCCCCUGCCACCGGCUGGGCAAUUCAUCCUUGGCUUUGUCACUUCAACUUCCUAUGGUUUGAGUUUGUUAUUAAAGACGUUGAGAAUCCUCCUAAUCCUAAAAUACUCUGUUACUUUCUUAUUCUAUAUAAAUUCUGAAUAAAUAGACAUAAUUUUAAAGUGGUCAUGUUCAUGUUUGGGGGUU
This is a messenger RNA of Cornus florida, 1689 nucleotides long. Its product is annotated as nuclear transcription factor Y subunit A-3-like. The transcript has 6 exons. NCBI's taxonomy places the organism in Eukaryota, Viridiplantae, Streptophyta, Magnoliopsida, Cornales, Cornaceae. Gene Ontology annotation, biological process: regulation of transcription by RNA polymerase II. The coding region runs from base 489 to 1490 and encodes 333 amino acids. Gene Ontology annotation, molecular function: DNA-binding transcription factor activity, RNA polymerase II-specific; RNA polymerase II cis-regulatory region sequence-specific DNA binding. The record is from RefSeq and is a predicted model, not a curated record.